CAGUGCUGCUCUACAUGCUAACUAAGCUCAACUCCGUUGUCUUUCUCUUGCUUUCUCUCUCUUAAGCUAAUUUGACAAAUUUGUUAUUUUAAAUUAAAAGAUACACUUUGUUUGCUUUUGCACAAUUGCGCUUAACCCUAUUUGAGCAAAGAAAGUGCUUUGUUACAACUACGCACACAGUGAAAGACAAAACUUCAGAAAAAAUAAACAGAGAAAAACAAAGAAAGAAAAAGCUUCAUUUAUAUUUCUCACAAAAUCACUCCCAAAAUGGAUUAAUUUUUCUUAGUUUUUGCUCUGUUUUGUUAUCUCAUCCUAAUUCUGGGUGUUUUUUCUUCUUGGAUUAGUGAUAAAAAGUGAAGGAAGCUCAGAAAUUUCAGCUUAAACUUACCUGGUUUUUUUUUUUUUUUUUUUUUUGUAUGGGUUGUCAUUUUUUUCUUCAUAUAAUGUUCUUCAUGAUGUUUGCUCAUCUGGGUUUUCAGUUUUAAUGCUCUAAAAACUAUUAGGAAAUUUUGAUAAAUUCUGGUUUUUUAAGGGCUUUUCAAAAAUGGAGAUUGAAUUAGCAAACAAAGUUGCUGUAGAAAGUGGGCACAGAGUUUUUAGUCUCAUUUGCCAAAAACAAGAAUCUCAAGAAAGAAACUUGAUAGCACAAACAGGUGAUGCAGUUUGCAAGUUCAAGAGGGUUGUUUCUCUUCUUGGAAAAAAGAGUUUUGGUCAUGCUAGGAUGAGAAAAUUGAACAAUUUACCUCAAUCUUUACCAGAAAAAAUUUUCCUUGAAACCCCACAUCUUAACCCAGAAACAUCAGCAAAACCCAUACAAUUACUACCUUCAUCUGGUUUUAUGAGAAACUCAGUUUCAGAAAUUGACCAAACAUCUCAGAAUUCAUCUCAAAUUUCCCAGAAAAUGUUAGUUGAAAAGCCUUCUGUUGACGUUAGUUUAUCAGUAAAACCUCCUGGCCAAAAUCCCACCCAACAAAAACCAACCCAAAACAUUCAGUUUCUACAACAGCAGCAACAAUUUCAGCAACAGAUGUUACAAAGAUUGCAAAUUCAGCAGCAAAUGAAGUACCAAGCUGAUAUGAUGAACAAUUCUUCUAGGAGUGGAAGUGGGAUAAAUUUGAAGUUUGAUGGGUCAAGUACUUGUACUCAGACUAUGUCAUCUAACAGGUCCUUUGUAUCUUCAUUGAGUAUGGAUGGUAGCAUCGCUAGUCUUAGUCGGAAUUCGUUCCGAUUGAUCGGUUUGCCUCAAUCAUCUGAUCCGAAUUCGCAGCAUCUUAGAAGGAGGUGUCUUGUUAAGGGUGAAGGUGGGAGUGUCAAAUGUGGGAAUAAUGCUAAAUGUCAUUGCUCCAAAAAGAGGAAACUAAGGGUUAAAAGAUCAAUUAAGGUACCUGCAAUAAGUAACAAGAAUGCAGACAUCCCUCCUGAUGAAUACUCGUGGAGAAAGUAUGGGCAGAAACCAAUCAAGGGCUCACCGCAUCCAAGGGGAUACUAUAAGUGCAGUAGUAUGAGAGGUUGCCCAGCAAGGAAGCAUGUAGAGAGGUGUUUGGAGGACCCUUCAAUGCUAAUUGUGACAUACGAGGGUGAACACAACCAUUCGAAGUUUAUAGCUUCCCAUUCUUCGCAGACUUGAACAUUCAAUUCUGUCCAACUUGUGAUACAUCUACCGGAGAAUCCAGCGUAGUAGAUACAGCACAACUAUGCAAAUAUGUGGUUUGUGCUUUUGCUCUUAGUCUUGUAUAUAUUAGUAGUAUUAGUAUGGCGGAAACCUGGAAAACUCCAUAGCCCAGAGCUGUUUAGUCGACCUUUUGUAGUUCUGGUUUGCAAGGUUUGAGUCACAGAACACUGAGCUACACAGGAAUAUGCCCAUACAGUGGAGCUUACAAGGUUGCAAAUUGGAUAUCCUGGAAACCUUUUCUUUUUCUCUCUUCUUCCUGUGACUACCCCCUACCCCAAAAUUCCAAAAAUAAUGAUAUAAAAAGUUCAACCAAAA
Messenger RNA from Beta vulgaris subsp. vulgaris (sugar beet), 1987 nucleotides. Its product is annotated as probable WRKY transcription factor 74. The transcript has 3 exons. Gene Ontology annotation, biological process: regulation of DNA-templated transcription. Bases 545 to 1627 code for a protein of 360 amino acids. The record is from RefSeq and is a predicted model, not a curated record. Gene Ontology annotation, molecular function: DNA-binding transcription factor activity; sequence-specific DNA binding. NCBI's taxonomy places the organism in Eukaryota, Viridiplantae, Streptophyta, Magnoliopsida, Caryophyllales, Amaranthaceae.